This is a messenger RNA of Trypanosoma grayi, 1057 nucleotides long. RefSeq lists its product as hypothetical. The annotation marks the transcript as partial. The transcript has a single exon. NCBI's taxonomy places the organism in Eukaryota, Euglenozoa, Kinetoplastea, Trypanosomatida, Trypanosomatidae. The record is from RefSeq and is a predicted model, not a curated record.
GCUGUUGGGGCGCCACCCAGCAACAUGGAUGAAGUGAUAAAUGUUCUUGAAUCCGUCAAGCAUGCUGCAGAGGGUGCAGAAGCAACUGUGAGGAAGGCCUACGAGAAGGCUGAAGAAGCUACGAAGGUUUUAGAAGAGGCGGUAAAGGCUGUGACGACUGCGCGAAGUGAAGCUGAGGACUUGAAAAAUAUUGUUGAAGCUGUCGUCGAUUUUAAAAGUACCAAUGCAGUUCAACCAAAAGCACAGAAAACCAUGUCAACAUCCACGGCGGCGAACGGUCGCCUUAUUGAGGCGGAAGGUUUAUCAGAAGAUACGGCAAAGGCCGCUCAGGGAGCGUUUGAUGUGAUGCGUAAGAUCACGGGGAACGUUAAGAAGGCAAUGAGGUUGCUGGGUGGUUCAGUCCCACAGCAAGUACAGGUGUUAUUGGAACUCGCAGAAACGAGUCAGGCUGGAUUUGCUGACGCCGCGAGCAAUGCAGCUUCUUCUUCCCUUGAGGCAUCGAAUGCUCAGAUCAGCGCAAAAAAUAUAAAUGUCCACGCCGAGCAGGCAAUGGAUGAAGCUGAAAAGAUAAAGAAAAGUGGAGGUGACAACAGUGCACGUCGUGGGCAAACCGAUAUAUAUAAAGAGAAUGUAAAGGAUUACGGUCAGCUUGCAGCAGCUCACGGCAAGGAAGCAGUGGAUGGAGCUGAAGCGGCAGCGGGAAAUGCCACAACUGCAUUUGAGAACACUAAGAAGGCGGUUGAAGCUUUCCGACAAAUACUGGAUGCUGCAAAAAACGCAGUAACGGCUGCUGAUGAAGUUCUCAAACAGAACGCAACAGAAGAUGCCCCGUCAUUUAUAUCUGAGGGAGGCAGUGAUUCACCACUGCAGCAAAAUGAAAAGGCCCCACUAACCGAUGAUUCACAGACAGCCGCCGGGGCUGAUGGUCUUUCUACAACCGAAUCCACUGAAGCUACCGCAACAUCUGUUGAGCACACUGGGGAGACAUCCUCUCCAGCCAGCGGUACACCUGAGUCUCCUCUGCUUCCAUCGAGCAGCGCUGUGAGUGCCGCGAUGG